AGCCGUCGUCGUCCCGUUCGCGUUCUACAUGCUUAAGGUCCCUAAUAGCUUGACCACGGUGGGAAUUGAACCCGCGCAAACGAAAGGUCGCGGUUUCGAUUCCCUCGUGGUAAGGUUAAUUCUUUCCGGUUAAGAUGUAUGACAUAUGUAUGAAAUAUUCUAAUGUAUGAAAUAUCUGAUUGAUGUAUCUGCAUGUUAUUUUCCGACGUCGGAUUUGAGGUUUGUUCCAGAUCACUUGAUUGACAGUCCGUAAGAGGUCGAGUUUUUGCUUUUAUCAGCAAUUUACAUGUAUUUGAAUAAGGCGGCCGGUCUCUCGAAGGUAUAGCAGUGAACAAGGUUUAACUUUUUGGUUUGUUUUGCCAUAAUUUAGCAAAAUGUUAUGUGAUAUAAAGCAUUAUCAAAUAUAUUGUUACUCUUAUAUUAAGAAUUAUAGAGAAUUUUUAAUUCUGAAAUUUUUCCUCUUUACAAUAAAUGCGCAUGCGUAAAUUAUUCUCUUCCUUUCGUCUGUCGCACUAUCAGCACUGAUAUUAUUUCAUCAUCUAAUCACUCAAUGUGAAAAUUUUUAAACGAGAAUAUUAAGUUAAUUGAAAGAAAAUAAAUAUUGAUAACCGAAUUACAUACGGGUGCAACGAGCAAUUUUACAUGGUCACUGUUCUGAGUUACAAAAUUGGUUUACGGUACUGUCAUUUUCUCCAGUUCACGCUUACUUUCGUUAGUAGAAUGUCGAAAUGUUGUCCAGCUCACUGCAACAACUAAUAAUUUAGAGUAUAGUUGCCGGCAACUUGGGCGACAGAUUACGUUUUUUAGUUGUCAAAGAAAAUGUUCAGCAAGUUACCACCUGUUUUGAACGUUGUAAGUCCUAAAAUGUUCCAAAAUAAGUGUAAGAAGUCCAUCGAAAGCCAUGUUAUCGGUCGUCAUAACCGCGAAGAGCUGUACAAUUUCGCUGGCUUCGCCUUCUGCCUCGGCUUCGCCAUUUACUUGGUGCAACGAGCAAUUUUACAUGGUCACUGUUCUGAGUUACAAAAUUGGUUUACGGUACUGUCAUUUUCUCCAGUUUUCGCUUACUUUCGUUAGUAGAAUGUCAAAAUGUUGUCCAGCUCACUGCAACAACUAAUAAUUUAGAGUAUAGUUGCCGGCAACUUGGGCGACAGAUUACGUUUUUUAGUUGUCAAUAACUUUUAGUUGGCGAUCACAAAUAGUUGUCGACAACUAAAUCCCUACUCUGUGGAGGCCCUGAAACUGCGAAUUAAUGCGUACAAGCGAGUUCGGUGACAUACCCUUUGAUUGAACUGGGCAUGCAAUAUGCGACAUAUGACAUAGACGACAGGGCAUACACACAUAUAGGGCAUAUACGUCAUAACAUAAGACAAAUAAGAUCAAUUACAUUUUUUUCCUUAUGACAGCAAAGGUACUUAUGAUGUAAACAAAGGCAGUCCGAUAUCUACCUGGUUAUUAUAAAAGCCAGCGAAAUCAUUUCAUUGCUCACAACUGAUGAACCUGAAUCAUUAAAAGCUUCAACAUUUAUAAUCAAUUCGAAAGACUAAGAUUGAACUGUUGCAAAACCGCAAAAUGAACAAAUUCAUCAUCUGCUUCUGUUUUGUACUUUUCGUUGUUUCGAGCGCUAGUGCUCGGCAGCUUGGAAGAAAUGCACUCAAAGGUAAUCUCCAAGAUGUAUGCUUCCAAUUUGGGGGAAUAUGCGUCCCAAACGCAUAUGAAUGCUACGAAUUAGAACCACCACGACAAUCCUGUGGGCACCCAUGUCCUGGGGGACAGCAUUGUUGCUGCAGGGACACAAACUACAUUUGGUGAGAAAUGAGUGCUGAAAGUGCUAAAAGUGAUGUGGUAAAAAAAAGAAAAUUAGAUUAUCCUGAUGAUCAGAUAAUUUCCGAGGUUGCUCUGAAAAAAUUGUAUGAUGGAACAGUCUAUAAAAGUUUGGAUGACAAAUUACUAGAGGAAUAUGGUAAAGAGUGGAUACAAAAUGGCAAUGAUGAAAUCCACAUGAUUCCCUGUGUUUUCACAAAGGGAUCCAGUGAUGAUAGAGGAACAAAAGCUGAAGGUGAAAUUUAUCAAACCUUAAGAAGCCUGAAUACAGAUAAAAAUAAAAAAAUUAAUGAUUAUUUUUCAAACGUCAAAAUACCUGGCUUUGUUUUUCACGGGCAAAAAUACAAUGGCCAUGAAAUUGACUUCCUCUUUAUAACAAUACAUGGCUUGUUGGUAAUUGAGUGCAAAGCAGUAGGAAAGGGCAACCGAGCUACAAGUAAGUAUAACGAGGCUUGUGGUCAAUUGUCCAAGAGAAUUCCAACACUGAAAAACGUAUUGGAAAGAUUUGGUAUAGAUGUUUCCAUAAUCCCAAUCGUGGGUAUCGUUGCGUUCCCGCUUUUAUCUCGAUGCGAUGUUGAGAGGGAAGAUGGAAGCCCAGAGGUCCUUUUUAGCGAAGAUCUUGCCGUGUUAAAGAAUUGGUUGCGACGAAAAAUAUUCGUUACUGUCAAUCCCAUAACAUUUGAAAUUUAUCUGAAAAUCGUAAAAACGUUUCUCGGGCUGUAUCAUUGUGGAGAAAAGUUAAGAAACUUUUAUGAGUAUAAGAAGCGUGGAAUAUUGGACACAGAAAGAGGUUUAGAAAGCACGUGUGAGUGGUACACCAGAGAGCAAAGAGCAUUUUUGAAAAAUGAUCGCUUUCAUAACGUGUGGAUUUCUGGUGCAGCUGGAACCGGAAAGACGUUUGUAUUAAAACAUCGUUUGGAAUUUCUUGUAUCAGAAAUUAGGAAGGAAAUGUCUGAAAGUGGUGAGGACAUGGUCAAGAAAUCAGUGAAGCCAAUUCUCGUAAUAACUUACAAUCGUCCCAUCAAGUUGGAUAUCGAGGACUGGGUAAAGAAAGAGAUUAAAGCCAAAGGAUCUUCAAACGAUCUAGUCCGUCUUCAAACGUUUUCCGCCUUAAUGAAUCAUAUAUUAUACGACGAAGGCGACGAAAUAAAAACCACGAAGGACGCGGAGAAAGUAACAUAUAUCAUGGGAGAUGAAAGUAUCUUAAAAAAGUACUUUUCCUCUAAUUACACAAAAGUAUUUCGUAAGUAUCAGCAUAUUCUUGUUGAUGAGGCCCAGGACCUUCCGGACAACUGGCUUGACCUGCUGUGCAAGAUGUUACAUUGUAAGCGAAGUAGCAUUUGGGUCUUUAAAGAUCCGUACCAAGUGGUUCGGCGAAACAUCACAACGGUAACAAAUGUCCCCGUUAAGUUUACCCGGCACUGGUUAUCGAAAGUAAUCAGAAACCCUCGGAACGUAUUCGAGGCGUAUAAAAAAUGCUACGAAAGCUUAUGUGAGGCUGGUUCAGAGGAAUUGGUUCCACCCAGUAUCAACCACCAUGUGUAUGGUUUAGAACCAAGAUAUAUUGUAGCCAAAGAUGACAACAGUAUGCUAAGUGAAUUGGUUUCAACUAUACAAGAUUUACUCAAGAAGAGGGUGAACUGUUGUGAUAUAGCUAUCCUUACAUGUGGAAACGUUGAAACACGUGACAACAUCGAAGCAUGCUUACAAAAUAACAAAAUAAAACAUCAAGACGCCGACAAACACACAAGUCAAAACCGAUUAACUGUGACGGUUGAUAGUUAUCAACGAUUCAAGGGUCUCGAAGAGAAGAUCAUAAUAUUCUGCGUACCAAGUGGAUGGGCUCCGCGACUGCGAGACCAAGAUGUUUACGUUACGUUAUCAAGAGCGCUCUGUCAAGUCAUUGUCAUUGCUCCAAAAAAAAUAGUGGAAUAUUUGAAUCCAAUUGACUAGGCAAGAAAACUUAACCAACAAUCUUAAGAAUAAUAUUUAGGGAUCAUGCAGUAGCAGACUUGUAGUCUUUUUCAAUCUAUAUAUGUAUCUUUAGAUCAUUUUAACUUGUAAAUCAACAACUUGAUUUGCCUAGUGUAAAUUUGGAACAUCAUAGUUGUACGAAAAAGCUGAGAAGCAAUCAGUUGGUGAAUUGGUGCAUGUGGGGUUAAGUUUUACCAGGGACAAGGCGACCAAUUAUUGUAAAAA
Molecule: messenger RNA, 4020 nt
Organism: Dendronephthya gigantea
Lineage: Eukaryota; Metazoa; Cnidaria; Anthozoa; Malacalcyonacea; Nephtheidae
Exons: 8
Coding region: 1813-3774 (653 amino acids)
Biological process (GO): recombinational repair
Cellular component (GO): cytosol
Molecular function (GO): 3'-5' DNA helicase activity; ATP binding; DNA binding
Source: RefSeq, a predicted model, not a curated record